GUGCGGACCCUGCGAGCAGGGAGGGGCGUCCCAUGGGCUGACGGCGUCGGCGCUGUGCACGGAUGUGCAGUGGCUGCUGGCUGCAGCCCAUGUGAUGCAUCUGAGGGGGCACGCUGACAUUUCGAGAGGAAAAAAAAAAUAAUAAAAAAUAAUAAUACCCAGAGACCCACGGGGAGCUUUGAAGAGCCAGAAAAGAGAGCAAGAGAGACAGAGAGAGAAGAGGAACCGAGCCGGGCAGGGGCGCAAAUUCCCGGGCCGGGAGAGAGGAUGUGAGCGCAGCGCUGGCACGGAGCCGGGGAGGAUGCGAUGGCCGCUGGCACCGAAAGCGGAGCAGCGAUUUUUAGCCACCGAAAUGGAGCGGGGACAGCAGCGGGGAGCGGCGGGGACGGCGGCGUGGUGGCAGCUGAGCGCUGUGCGGGAUCGGUGACACCGCGGCCGCUCCUCUCCAUCGCGCCGAUGUGACGCGGCGGUGCCGAGCGGUGGCUGCGCGCUGCUCCUCGAGAUUUUGGAGCCGUCUCCCGGUUCCUCCCUGCCCGGGUGUCACCAUGCUUCCUCGCUGGGCGAAGCUUCCCUCGGGCGCUUCCCCUCGGCUGCGGGAGCAGGACCGAGCCUCGGAGCCCGGGGACCGCAGGCUGCCAUCGCUGCUCGUGGAUCCCGACAGGACCAGCGCCCACAUGAUCUCGGCCGACGAUGCCGAGUACCCGCGGGAGUACCGCACUUUGGGCAACGGCACGCGGCGCUUCUCCAACGUAGGCUUGGUGCACACCUCAGAGCGCCGGCACACCGUCAUCGCCGCCCAGAGCCUCGAGGCCCUCACAGGCCUCCAGAAGUCGGAGAUGGAACGCAAACGGGACGCCUUCAUGGACCACCUGAAGAAUAAAUACCCGCAGCACGCGCUGGCGCUGCGCGGGCAGCAGGAGCGCAUGCGGGAUCAGCAGCCCAACUACUGGAGCUUUAAGACCAGGAGCUCCCGGCACUCACAGGGCUCCCAGCCUGGCCUGGCUGAUCAAGCCAAGCUCUCCUUCGCCUCGGCUGAAUCCCUGGAAACCAUGUCGGAAGCAGAGCUGCCCCUGGGCUUCAAUAGGAUGAACCGGUUUCGGCAGAGCCUGCCUCUGUCCCGCUCCACCAGCCAGACGAAGCUGCGUUCUCCAGGGGUCCUCUUCCUGCAGUUUGGGGAUGAGACGAGGCGUGUGCACAUCACCCACGAGAUCAGCAGCAUGGACACCCUGCACGCCCUCAUCGUCCACAUGUUCCCCCAGAAGCUCACCAUGGGGAUGCUGAAGUCUCCCAACACCGCCAUCCUCAUCAAGGACGAAUCCCGCAAUGUCUUCUACGAGCUGGAAGAUGUCCGCGACAUCCAGGACAGAAGCAUCAUUAAAAUAUACCGAAAAGAGCCGCUCUAUGCCUCAUUCCCUGCCUCGCACAUCACCAAUGGUGACCUGAGGCGGGAGAUGGUUUACACCUCCAGGGAAUCCUCUCCCACCCGCCGCCUGAACAACAUGUCCCCUGCCCCCCACCUGGCCUCAGGCUCCCCCCCACCCGUCCUGCAGUCCUCGUCCCCCUCCCGCUCCCGCAUGUCCUACAGUGGUGGCCGCCCACCCUCCUACGCCGGCAGCCCGGUUCACCACGGCGAACGCCUGGCCAGCCUUCCCCCAGCACCCGGAGUCUCUCCCAGCCCCAGCGCCAUCCUGGAACGUCGCGACGUCAAACCCGACGAGGACCUGGCAGGGAAAAACAUGGUGCUGGUGAAGAACGAGGGGCUGUACGCCGAUCCCUACGGCAUGGUGCACGAGGGGAGGCUCAGCAUCACCUCCACGCAGUCUCUGGCCGGCAUGGGGGACCCUUUUGGUUACUCGGGGGGGCUGUACAAGCGGGGCUCGGUGCGUUCGCUCAGCACUUACUCGGCGGCCGCGCUGCAGACGGAGCUGGAGGACAGCCUGUACAAACCCAAUGCACAGAUCUACAGCGAUACCUACGGACCCGGACUGGGUUUCCGCAUGCCCCCCUCCUCCCCACAGAAGAUGGUGGAGGGGCAGAGCCCGCACAGCCCUUAUUCGGGGCCGCCCAGCCGCUCCUCACCCGUCCGGCAGUCCUUCCGCAAGGAUUCCUGCUCCUCUGUCUUCAUGGAGAGCCCCGUCAGCAAGCCACGCAACCCCGGUGCUGCAGGACCUCCUGAGCUGUUCCCUGGCCCUGGGGACCGUCCGCUCUCAGGGUUCAGCUCCCCGGUGCCAGCCAAGGACACGGAAACGAGGGAGAGGAUGGAGGCCAUGGAGAAGCAGAUCGCCAGCCUGACGGGGCUGGUGCAGAGUGCCCUGCUCCGUGGUUCUGAGGCUGAGACCCCCAGUGAGAAGACUGAAGCCACCAAUGGUGGGACUCCUCCAUCAGCAUCAACCAGCCGCAGCGGCAUGGGGACCCCAGUGCCUGCACCCCCCCCACCCUCUGCCACCAGCACACCGGCAGGGCAGCCCACAGCCAUCACCCGCCUGCACAUGCAGCUGCACCUCCACGACCUGCAGCAGAACGCCAGCGACCUCCGCAACCAGCUGCAGCAGCUCAAGAAGCUGCAGCUGCAGAACCAGGAGACGGUGAAGACGAUGCUGCGGCGGACGGAGACGGAGAUCAGCGUGCGGGUGACGGACACCAUGCGCAAACACGAGGACCCGCUGCAGCGCCAGCGCAGCCUGGUGGAGGAGGAGAGGCUGCGGUACCUGAACGAGGAGGAGCUCAUCACCCAGCAACUGAAUGACCUGGAGAAGUCGGUGGAGAAGAUCCAGAAGGAUCUGGCGCACAACCACCGCCUCAUCCCAGUGCAGGAGCUGGAGGAGAAGGCCGUGGUGCUCAAGCAGCUCGGGGAGACGCUGACAGACCUCAAGGCCCAGUUCCCCAGCCUGCAGAGCAAGAUGCGGGUGGUGCUGCGGGUGGAGGUGGAAGCUGUGAAGUUCCUCAAGGAGGAGCCGAACCGCCUCGACGGGCUGCUGAAACGCUGCAAGACGGUGACUGACACACUCACCCAGAUCCGCAGGCAAGUGGAUGAGGGCGUGUGGACCCCCCCCAACAACCUCAGCCAAUCCCCCAAGAAGAUGGCCCCCGAGACAGACUUCAGCAAAGGGCUGGAGCUGGAGAUGCCCCCGAGCCCCCCCGUGAGCCUCCACCACCUGACAGCUGGCACUGAACCCCUGGGCAUGCCCAGCUUUGGGCACAGCCCCCCCCAGACCCAGAGCCACCCUUCUAAGAGCAAUAAUCCUUCCCGGGCUCCAGAGAUGGUGCCUGCCAAAACCCAGACGGGUCCUGAGACGCCCAGUAAGAAGAGCGCAGACAAAGCUGUGUCUGUGGAGGCUGCUGAGAGGGACUGGGAGGAGAAGCGGGCAGCGCUGACCCAAUACAGUGCCAAGGACAUCAACCGCCUCCUGGAGGAGACGCAGGCUGAGCUCAUGAAGGCCAUCCCCGACCUGGAGUUUGCUGCCAAGCACAAGCAGACCACGGGCAGCAGCAGCGCCGCGUCCACGCCGGAGCAUAAACCAUCCAAGCCUCAGCAUGCACAGAAAUCCACGGGGAAGGUGGAUGCCAAUGGCCGCAGAGGCUCAGAUGAACUGACGGUGCCGCGGUACCGCACCGAGAAACCUUCCAAAUCACCGCCUCCACCGCCACCCCGCCGGAGCUUCCCCUCAUCCCAUGGGCUGACCACCACCCGCAGCGGCGAAGUCAUCGUCACCAGCAAGAAGGAGCCUGGCUUUAUGAAGAAAGCAGAAUCAGAAGAGCUGGAGACCCAGAAGCCACAGGUGAAGCUGAGACGGACGGUGUCAGAGGUGGUGAGACCUGCAUCCACCCCACCCAUCAUCGCCUCUGCCAUCAAAGAUGACGACGAUGAGGACCGCAUCAUCGCGGAGCUGGAGGUGUUUCAGAGAAGCUCUGCCUCCCCUUUCCUCCCCACGCUCCGUUACGAUCCUCUCGCGGCUGCCGUCUCCCCUGGGCACGCAGACAUGUGGCCCAAUGGAGCCUCCGUUGCAGCCGAAGGAUGGAAGGAGCUGGCAGCCCCAGCAGCCCCGGGGAGCAGGGCUUUCUCCCUCCCGCAGAUUGUGCUCACCCACUGGGUGUCUGCACCGCCGUCUCCUGAACCCGAACCCGCAGUGGAACAGCACUGCUCUGAGCACGGGGAUCCCGCUGGCCAUGGAGGAGCAGGAGGGGAGCACACAGCCGAGGUGGGGAGGAGAGGUGGAGUGUCAGCCAGCAGCCCCAGCAGGUCUCUGUAUGCAGCUGGGAGUGCUCCAGCCACAGCCCUGCAGCCCCUGAGCACUGCACCCCGCACACUGGGAAGGACACGCAGGUUCCCCCUGGCACACGGCGAGGUCCCGGCUGUCCCGAAGCACAGAGCGAGCUGGCCGGCAGGAGGAGCAAGUGGAAACCCUGCUCCAAGCUCUGCCAGAAGGCACGAAGGCAGCAGCAAGGUUUCUCCUCGGUGCACUUUGGCUCCUUGUCCCCAAGGGACGGUCAUGGCACUGCCCCCCGGUGAAGGGCACAGCAUCGCCCCACAGCUCCCUGGUGAUGCAGAGCCCAGAGAUGGAGCUGGGCAGGAUGCAUCCCUCCCUCCUGGAUGUGCACGGAGGGAGCAGCACGGCAGCACACCGGUGUCAAGAUCCAGGUGCCCCCCAGGCCUGCAGGGCAGCAGAUGGAGCCAGGCUGGGCACCAGCCAUGCGUGGCAGUGCAGGAUCGGAGCUCUGCUGGGGCUGAAGCGGGGGGGAUGGCAGCUGGGGGGUUCCACAGCCCCACUCCUCAGGGAAGGAGCGAAGCAGAGGGGUCCCCCCUGCACAGCAUGUCACCACGCAGCAGGGAGAUUUGUGAAGGUGCCUACCAGAGACUGAAUAGCCUGGAAGAAACCAUCCGUGAGCUGGAGAUGACCAUCAACGAGAUCAGCAACCACCGCUCAGCUGAGGCUGCGUUCCCUGCAGGACUGCUGGGACAGGCAGCAGCCAGGGAUACCAGCCAGGAGUCUGAGGAUGGUGUGGGGCACAGUGAGCACUGUGAUGAUGGCACUGCGCUGGAUCUCAGCCAGACCAAAGCUGAUGCUGCCAAGAGUCCAGCCUUGAGCCACACCAAACCGCCUCUGCUUCCCAAGCCGCAGCUCGGCUCGCCUCAGAGUGGUGGCGUUUCCAUCCCGCCCAUGAAGAUGGUGAACCCGGCAUCCAGGCUGAAGCAGAGCCAGCAGGGCAGCCCCGACAAGAGCAAGCACAUCAAGCAGAGGAUGGAGUACAUGAGGAUCCAGGGACAGCAGCAGGCCGCUAGACCAUCCAAAGAUCCUAGCGAGGCUCCCCCUGCAGAGAAACCCACCUCGGGCAGAACAUCCAUCCCCGUAUUGACUUCCUUUGGGGCAAGGAACUCCUCCAUCUCCUUCUGAGCCUCCUUGCCAACUCCAAACAUCAUUUCCCCACUCUGGGGCUGGGCUCCUCCUGCCCUGGACUUUGUCUCCUCGAGGCAUCUCCCCCCAUAUCCAUGUCCCACCCCACAUGGCCAGCUCAGCCCGGCUGCUGCCCCACGCCUCGCUCCAGACAUCCAGCCACAACCACUUGCUGUUUCUUUUCUCUCUUUCUCUUCCCCCCUCCCCUUUCUAUGAUUACGAUUCUUUUCCACCUAUUUCCGUUGUUUUCUUUUCGGUUCUUCACCUUUUCGGUUCUCCCCCCCCCUCCUCCUUUCCCUCCCUCAAUUCCCCCCCCUUCCUCCUCCUCCUCCUCCACCGCCGUUUGCUGUUUAUUGAAGAGCUCUCAGAGCUUCAUCCCACGAGCUCCAAGCAACAAGGACCCAGCAGGCAGAGGGGGCAAAAAGCAGCAGCCGAGGACCCCCCCCCACACCCCCCCCAGCCCUCUGAGCUCAGGA
This is a messenger RNA of Lagopus muta (rock ptarmigan), 5869 nucleotides long. It is a transcript of the gene SRCIN1, whose product is annotated as SRC kinase signaling inhibitor 1. Gene Ontology annotation, biological process: regulation of dendritic spine morphogenesis. NCBI's taxonomy places the organism in Eukaryota, Metazoa, Chordata, Aves, Galliformes, Phasianidae. Gene Ontology annotation, cellular component: cytoplasm; actin cytoskeleton; postsynaptic density. The record is from RefSeq and is a predicted model, not a curated record. Bases 546 to 5393 code for a protein of 1615 amino acids. The transcript has 22 exons.